Centruroides sculpturatus (bark scorpion) is the source of this 1878-nucleotide messenger RNA. RefSeq names its product gastrula zinc finger protein XlCGF57.1-like. Bases 1 to 1830 code for a protein of 609 amino acids. NCBI's taxonomy places the organism in Eukaryota, Metazoa, Arthropoda, Arachnida, Scorpiones, Buthidae. The record is from RefSeq and is a predicted model, not a curated record. Gene Ontology annotation, biological process: regulation of transcription by RNA polymerase II. Gene Ontology annotation, cellular component: nucleus. The transcript has 8 exons. Gene Ontology annotation, molecular function: DNA-binding transcription factor activity, RNA polymerase II-specific; RNA polymerase II transcription regulatory region sequence-specific DNA binding.
AUGUCGUCUAGUUUAAACAAUCAGAAGUCAAGAAAUGGGAAGUAUCUAUGUGGCAGUUGCCAGAAAGAAUUCGUUUCGAAAAAUGGGUUAAAAUUUCAUCGAAGGAUUCACACUGGAGAGAAACUCUUUGCCUGUGAUCAUUGCAAACAACGUUUUACACAAAAAAUAAAUCUGAUUCGACAUCUCCGAACUCACACGGGAGAGAAGCCAUUCUCUUGCAACCAUUGCAAACGAAGUUUCACACUAAAACAUCAUCUGAUAAGACAUCUUCGUCUUCACACCGGAGAGAAACCGUUUUCGUGUAAUCAUUGCUCAGAAAAAUUUCGUUUUAAACGUUCUUUAAACUAUCAUAUUAUUAAACAUCAUAAUAGUAAUGAAUUUACAGGUUUAAACAAUCAGAAGUCAAGAAAUGGGAAGUAUCGAUGUGGCAGUUGCGAGAAAGAAUUCGUUUCGAAAAAUGGUUUAAAAUAUCAUCAAAGGAUUCACACUGGAGAGAAACUCUUUGUUUGUGAUCAUUGCAAACAACGUUUUACACUAGAAGGAAAUCUGAUUCAUCAUCAUCGAACUCACACGGGGGAGAAGCCAUUCUCUUGCGACCAUUGCAAACGAAGUUUUGCACGAAAAGAUUAUCUGAUAGGACAUCUUCGUCUUCACACCGGAGAGAAGCCAUUCUCGUGUAAUCAUUGCUCAGAAAAAUUUCGUUUUAAGCCUUCUUUAGAUUAUCACAUUAUUAAACAUCAUAAUACAUCAUUUUACUUCCUGAGGCGUGAAUACAGAAUAUUUACAUAUUCGAUUAGCAAUAAAUUCAAGGGAGUUUCGGUUUUAAUGAUCUUAUCAUAUUUUACAGGAUUAAACAAUCAGAAGUCAAUAAAUGGGAAGUAUCGAUGUGGCAGUUGCCAGAAAAAAUUCACUUCGAAAAAUGGGUUAAAAUAUCAUCGAAGGAUUCACACUGGAGAAGGGCUCUUGUCUUGCCAAUACUGCAAUCGUCAGUUCGCCCAAUCCCGCCAUCUACGUGAACACAUCAAGAUUCACACCGGAGAGAAACCCUUUGCCUGUGAUCAUUGCAAACAACGUUUUACACAAAAAGGAACUCUCAUUCGACAUGUUCGAACCCACACAGGGGAAAAGCCAUUCUCUUGCGACCAUUGCAACCGAAGUUUUACGCAAAAACAUCAUCUGAUAGAACAUCUUCGUCUUCACACCGGAGAGAAACCAUUCUCGUGUAAUCAUUGCUCAGAAAAAUUUCGUUUAAAAUGUUCUUUAAAGUAUCAUAUUAUUAAACAUCAUAAUACUGGAUGUCUACUGUGUUCGCUCGCAUUUACGAUGGAAAAUACGUUUCAAGACGUCAGACAAUUCGUAGGAUGUGAUAUUGGACUGAAAAGAAAGAUGAAGAUAUUUACAUAUUCGAUUAGCAAUAAAUUGAAGGGAGUUUUAGUUUUAAUGCUCUUAUAUUUUACAGGUUUAAACAAUCAGAACUCAAGAAAUGGGAAGUAUCGAUGUGGCAGUUGCCAGAAAGAAUUCGUUUCGAAAAAUGGGUUAAAAUAUCAUCGAAGGAUUCACACUGGAGAAGGGCUCUUGUCUUGCCAAUACUGUAAUCGUCAGUUUAUCCAUUCCAGCAUUCUACAAAACCACGUCAAGACUCACACCGGUGAGAAAUCUUUUAUUUGUAAUCAUUGCAAGAAACGUUUUGCACAUAAAGGAAAUCUGAAUCGACAUCUUCGUCUUCACACCGGAGAGAAACCAUUCUCGUGUAACCAUUGCUCACAAAAAUUUCGUUUUAAGCCUUCUUUAGAUUAUCAUAUUAUUAAACAUCAUAAUAGUAAUGAAUAAUGACUUUUGUGCAAAUGAUUUUAGUACAUUUCUUUGAAAAAUAUCUAA